Messenger RNA from Boleophthalmus pectinirostris (great blue-spotted mudskipper), 4576 nucleotides. Its product is annotated as poly(ADP-ribose) glycohydrolase-like. The record is from RefSeq and is a predicted model, not a curated record. Gene Ontology annotation, biological process: regulation of DNA repair; nucleotide-sugar metabolic process; carbohydrate metabolic process. Gene Ontology annotation, molecular function: poly(ADP-ribose) glycohydrolase activity. NCBI's taxonomy places the organism in Eukaryota, Metazoa, Chordata, Actinopteri, Gobiiformes, Gobiidae. Gene Ontology annotation, cellular component: cytoplasm; nucleus.
ACUUGGACUGUGUUGCUUCUUUGACACGGGAGGCGACAUUGCUGCACUUUUUAUGUUAUUUACUUAACAAAUAAAGCGAAUCUAAGCGUUUUAUUAGAACGAAUGCACUAACCAAACUCGGAAUUAGCAAUGUUUUUAAUUUAAGCCUUUUUCCUUAAGCACACGAUUGUAAAUUUACUGUAGUUAGCCGAGGAUGCUAACUGUCAUUGUUGUGGUGAAGUCAUUGUAGAUCGCUUUAUCAUAAAAACACGUACAUUUAUUUAUAUUAUUUUUCAUCGUAUGGCUGCAAAACAUUUAUUUAAAGUUGUACAUAAACUCGGGAAAGGAUUGAUUAAGAAUUCUGAUAGGAUAAGAGUUGGAAGAAUAUUAUCUGUGGUGACAGUUCCAGUUACAUUAAAGACCUCUGUCACCAAUUGCGAACUUUUGGCUAAAAAACUGAACGUCGAGACAAGCUGCGAUACACAAACUUCUGCUUCGUCCAUAUCAGCUUCCUCUUUCCAGAUUCCAACAAAUGCUGCGUCACAAUCGUCGGAUAAAGCCAUGGAUUUGAAAUCAAAGAACGGAGCCGGAUCGUCGCAGCUGAACGACGGCCACCAAAAACAACAAAAGAAGCAAAAAAACACGUUAGACUGUUGGUUAACGAAGCCCCCGAAAGCUGAAAGUUCAAACACGGAGACCGAAAACCAAGAAGACAUGGAAAUAAGUGAAGAAAAUGCAAGUCAGAGCGAGAAUACGGACAGUCAAAACAUGAUGGACGAUGAGGAAGAAACUCAGCUUUUAACGUCGCAGGAGCUGGAAGAACACGGCGCGAUUCUGAGCGAAGAAGCGCCGAGCGAAACCACAACGUCUCAGACAAAAACCGAUGGAAACCGAAAAGCGAAAAUAACGGAUUUCUUCUCUGGAUCGUCGUCGUCGCAGAGCGCGUCCGUAAAGCGAAGCAGGAGGGACGUUUCCGACGGGUCCGAGGAGGAGGAGGAGGAGGCUGGAUCCGCGGAGGUUGAACCCGACGUGAAGUGGCUCGGGACCCCGAUCCACGAGCUGAGGAGGAGGCCCCAGUGCGGAGCUCCUCUGCCCAAACUCAGGAACGAUCCGGAACGUCACACCGUCACGAUAAGGACAGACCUGCUGCGUCCCGGCUCCCGUCCCGUCCCUCACCCGUUUCUGCUCCACGACGUCUGGGACGAAGUUCACGUGAAAAUGCCCUGCUCCUCCAAGAGUCUGUUUCCAGUCAGAGACGAGGAAACGAAUGAGCUUGAAAAUAAAAGUCGCUGGGAGUUAAUUAAAGAAUCCUUGGACGAUGAAUUUUCAGAUCCUCUUGAACUUAAGAACGCCAUUUUGAGAUACAACGCCUCCUACGCCAAGAAAUGGGACUUCACUGCUCUGUACCUGUACUGCGCCAAGGUCCUGGACCCGGACUCGGCUGAACAUCUGUUUGAGUCGGUGCUGCCAGAGAUGGUCCAGUUAGUGAUGAAGACUCCACAGCUCAUCACCAAGCCUCUUCCUCUUCUGAAGCGAGGGAUGAAUCACUCCAUCUCUCUGUCGCAGGAGCAGAUUUCUUGUCUUCUUUCAAACGCUUUUUUCUGCACAUUUCCCCGAAGAAACUCCAGGAAAACAGAAUACUACAACUACCCCAACAUCAACUUCUACAGGUUGUUUGAGGGUUCGUCGUCCAGAAAGAUCGAGAAACUGAAGACUCUGAUGUGUUACUUCAAAACCGUGACAGAACAGAUGCCAAAUGGACUCGUAACGUUCACACGGAGACGUUUGGAGAAUCCGGUCCACUGGAGAAGUUCUCAGAAGCAGCUGACCAGACUCCACGUCACAUGUGAAGGCACCAUUGAAGACGACGGACACGGGAUGCUGCAGGUGGAUUUUGCUAAUCAGUUCGUGGGAGGAGGCGUCAUCGGCUCGGGUUUGGUCCAAGAGGAAAUCCGGUUCCUGAUAAACCCGGAGCUCAUCGUGUCCAGACUCUUCACCGAGGCCCUGGAUCACAACGAGUGUCUCGUCAUCACAGGUACGCAGCAGUUCAGUAAAUACACAGGAUACGCACAGACUUACAAAUGGGCCGGAAGACACCAGGACACAACGCCGAGAGACGACUGGCAGAGGAGGUGCACUGAGAUCGUUGCCAUGGACGCGCUUCACUUCACCAAUUUUCUGGAGCAAUUUAAACCAGAAAAUAUCAACAGGGAACUAAAUAAGGCGUUCUGUGGUUUCUCUCGUCCGGAGGAGCCCAGUGAAAACCUCUCUGCUGUGGCCACGGGGAACUGGGGCUGUGGGGCUUUUGGAGGAGACACCAGACUCAAAGCUCUGCUCCAGAUGUGUGCAGCUGCAGAGGCGGGGCGGGACUUGGCCUACUUCACCUUCAGAGACUCACAGCUCAUGUCCGACGUGCACAAGAUCCACCGCUUCCUCUGUGAAAAACACGCCACUGUGGGUGAAGUCUACGAUCUUUUGGAACGGUAUUUCGUCGGUCACGUCGAGAACUGCUCCGCUCGUCGUCCUGAAAUCAGCCUUUAUUCUUUCAUUUACAAAACCCUGCGCUCGUCUGGCUCCUCUGGCUCCGCCCCUCGCAGCUCCCUUCUGGAAUCAGCCAAACUAUAAACCCUGUAAACCUUUUUUCUAGACAAAAAAAUACACGGAAAUCUCUCAAAUGAAGCCAACAGGAGGUAAACGUAAAGUGUUACAUGAAGCAGUUUGAAUGGAGAGACUGGGAUUAGUCACAGAAUGUCACAAAAUAUGAAACAUCUAAUUAGUUUUUUUCAAAAUGAGCUCUAAACAAAAUUACUAAACAAAUUUUGAUUAAAGACGGGGGUAUUUUUACUUCUUUAACUUCUUUAACACUAACACAUCACAUAUUUAGAUCUCCGUGUUCCUUUUAUUGUUUUGAAAAUGCUGUAUUCGCCAAAAAACAACGGUUUAACAUGUGUUAUAAGUUUCCCUCUCUCUUUGCUCUUCAUACUAAGUAACUCCCCCUUCAGAGCGCUGUCACAACACAAUCAGCGUACGUCCCACUAAUGAAACUACAGCACAUCGCAUCAGGUUUUUGUAUACUGUAUUUUUUGGACUAUAAGUCGCACCAGCCAAAAAAUGUGUAAUGAAAAAGAAAAAAAUAUAUAUAAGUCGCACUUUUUGGGGGAAAUUUAUUUUGUAAAAUCAGAGACCAGGAGCCGACAUUUCCUGUUGAAAGUCAAAGUUGUAGUAAAAACAACAGAAGAGAGAACAACAGACUGUUAACGUCACAUAUGAACAGUUCUUCAGAUAAACUAUAACAUAAACAACAGAACAAGUUUAACAAACUCUCCAUCUCACUCCAAAUCACUAAAUCCAUUCAAUUCUUCAUCCUCGGUGUCACUUCUGAGCAACUCCACGACCUCCGGAGGUAAACAGAGCGUCGCUUCCUCAGUUCCAGUUCCAGUUAGAAUUAUUCGGGUCUUUCUGAAUCCUGACAGGAUGGUUUCGGUGUCACUGAAGUCCAGACUUUGUCCAUCCAUCCAGUGACUCUGCUGCUCGAUUAUCGUUUUCAGCUGCAGAUUUCAUGACUUGCAGUUUGUAAUCUGCAAAAUCUGAUUUUCUUUUUGGGGGCAUUUGUGUUCAGUCUUCUCAGUCUUUGUCUUUAUAAGUUUGUUUAAAUGUUAAAUUGUUCAGUGGUGCAGAAGUAAUGUUGUGAUCGACUGACAUGAUACAGACAGGACAGAGGCUCUUUCUGCAGGAGACAUGUGCAGUAGAGCAAAGUGACAGUGGUGCAGGAGGAACAGGAGCAGCAGAUACUCACACACAAGACUAGAACCUCUCCACACUUCACUCAAACAUUUUAAUAUAGAAGUCACACAGGAAACACUCAAACCAUGAAAAAAAGUGCGACUUGUAGUCCAAAAAAUAGAGUAUUUAUGUAGAAAUGGGUGACGUUGGCUUGUGGGCGGAGCUUCAUACAGAAUCUUACAGUUAACCCUAAAGAGGCUUUGAAUAGGGCCCGGGAGAGAUUGCUAAAUUACUCAAACAUGCAUAGAUGACUCUAAAACCUCUUUAGGCAAAAAAAUAAAAAAUAAAUACAUUUUGCACUGUACCCCGUCUUUAAGGCAAUUUUUUUUUUUUUUUGUUGUUGUUGUUGUUUACUGGACAAAUAUUUACAUAAUUGUUAACUCCCACAGUAUUAUUUUCAUUGUCUUUACAUUUUUAUUGUAAUAACAUACAACAAAUUAUACUUUUGUGAAGUUCAAAUACAGUUAUGGCGUAAAAUCAGCACUGUUUCCUUCCUUUGUGAUAAAAAAUCAAACUGUCCGACAUUUAUAGUCUGAAUAUUCAAAAUUGUAGCUUACUUUUGUUCAGAUCAAAUGUUUUGUGCUUUUCUUCACUUUGGCUCCAGUCGCCUCUGUAAUUCUGAAUAUUCUGAUGACAUUUAAUUUCAAAGUACAUCUGAUUUGUUCCUGCCUUAUUCAACUAAUCAUAUUUAAUACCUGUUUGGAAAGAAAUGAAAAGUGUGUUCUGCAGAUCGAGUGUGUUUUUAGAUUUGAAAUUGGUUUAUAUUUUUUCAUGUUACUCGAUGAUUUGAAUAAAAAAUUUGGAUAAUAAAAAA